UGGCAUCAGGUAUGCUGAGGCUGCUCUCUGGGGACUGGUGUGAAGCAGAACUCAGGACUCAUCGCCGGGUCAAAGGGCACCCUGAAGGCAGCCAUCUUGGACACUCUACCACAAUGGAAGAACCCGUACUGAAGAAAAACCCCGCAGCCUGGCAAAGGCCUGAAGUCGCCAGGAAAGCUGUGAUGGAGUGUUGCCUGGUGAAGUGGAUCCUCAGUCGGGCAAUUCCACACGGAACAGAUCAUUACAGCACAACUGUGCAGGGAGGUGGUAGAAAGGAAGACAUAGCAGGAUGCAGAAUGAAGUGGGACAACUACAGACCAUGUACAGUGCAGACAGACACCAAGGUGCAAGGUCUGCGGCAAAGCAGAUUGUGAGGUCAAGCGGAGGGGGAGAAGAUGGCGGCGCGACGACAGCACGCGCGGCCUCUCCGGCGAAUGAUAUCUGUAAUCUGUCAAGUAGGGUACCGUGCACAAUUCUGAUUUGAUGGAGACAGACAUGAGAGUACGGAGGAACAUCUGGAAAACUUCUGAAAUGCCCGCUUCGCUGCCGCUGCUACUGUGUGGAAACCGGAAUCUCCGGAGCAGAAGGCCCUGAAAUCCUCGGCUUUGCCUGUUUCAGCGGCCGGGGCGAGGUCGAAGGCGCUCGGCAGAGGAUGGCGCUCGGGAGGCUGUAUCGGAGGGGCUGGUCGGAGGCUCGAAGUUUUCGGACGGAUGGACUCAGUGUUGGCUGUGGUCGGCUGCUUCCAAGGCAUCGGCAAGUUGAUGGUGCCUGGAGGUUUAUGGCAGGGAGUCUCUCCCUUUUGCCGCCUGCUAUUGGGGACUCAGGAGUCGAUCGACUCGGGGACUUUUGAGACUUUAUUUACUGUGCCCAUGGUUUGUUCUUCAUCAAAUUAUGGUAUUGCUUUGCACUGCUGUAACUAUAUGUUAUAAUUAUGUGGUUCUGUCAGUGUUAGUCUUUGGUUUGUCCUGUUUUCUGUGAUAUCACUCUGGAGGAACAUUGUAUCAUUUCUUAAUGCAUGUAUGCAUUUCUAAAUGACAAUAAAAGAGGACUGAGUGUUCUCAUAAUCUAAUCGUAUUGCAUAAGAGGGUUAUGUAAUAGAGUGUUACACUAAUUCAAUCAUCUUAUAACACUGGGUUUCCGGCAUCUGCAGAAUCUGAUGUUUGGGGUAAAGUUUUGAGCGUACAAAGCCUGUAUGUGCCUGUCAGGAUAAAAGGGAAAGAUAACAGGUGUAGGAGCCACGCAUCUGCUUUCUAUCUGCAUUGGACUGUGCAUUACCUGUUUGUUAUGGUAACGAGUCCCGCGAGUGGAGGCUUGGAAAAAGCAAAGGGAAUAAGUCACAUCUUCAUGCUUAGUUCUGUG
Messenger RNA from Mobula hypostoma (lesser devil ray), 1359 nucleotides. RefSeq names its product calsenilin-like. The record is from RefSeq and is a predicted model, not a curated record. Bases 12 to 374 code for a protein of 120 amino acids. The transcript has 3 exons. Lineage: Eukaryota; Metazoa; Chordata; Chondrichthyes; Myliobatiformes; Myliobatidae.